GCGGACCGAGGAGCCUGGCAUCUCCCGCCUACUUGCAGGUUGUUGACUCCCCUUAUUCGACAGUGCACCCCAAGCGCACAGCAAUGUCGUCUGAUAUUGCAGCGUGAGGAGAAAAGGGCCAUCACGCAAGCUUCCAGUGCUCUACUUCGGUAAUCCGUUUGCGGCGGAUUUUUGCCGUGACGGUCCAGUUGUCUCUCGUGGCCGUUCCUGUGUCGUGUUCGGUACCACGUCCGUUCGCAUCAGGCUCUCUCCUGAUUGUCUUGCUCGUUCGCUCACGCCUUUCCCACCUGCUCCUGCUUCGUCCUGGGUAGUAGGCGUGGCAUACACAGCUUUGUCUCUGUGUGUGUGUGUGUGUGUGUGUGUGUGUGUGUGUGAGAGAGAGAGAGAGAGAGAGAGAGAGAGAGAGAGAGAGAGAGAGGAUGGAUCGUAAUUACUCAGUGGGGACGGUGCUUGCGUCUGCUGCCGCAGUGGUAUUGACGGAGGCGGCACUUCGGUUUCUUCGUUUCAAGCCGAAGCCGAAGCCGAAGCUGAAGGGGCCGACAGGAGCGGCCGCCAUGGCGGCGGCGGCGGCGGAAUCGCGCGAUCCUUGUCCUGCCCGCCGUCAGCUCGCCGCCUUGGAGAUUGCCGAAGAAACGGCGGCGGCGCUCGCUUCUCCACGGUGCGCGCCGACGAGCCCCGUGUUUCGCGCCGACUCACCGGGCGGGUUUUACACGCGCUCUGACGGUACUUUGAGGAAGAUGCGUGGCACCUCUAGCAGCAGCGGGUCGCGGGGCGCAGUCCACGCGCAGCUGCUCGCGGAAAGGAAGACUUCUCAGGAACCUGAGUCUCGCUCUGCUGGCAGGGAUCGACGUGACCAGGGCGAGGAAGGGAGGACGGUGGAGGUGCAGCGCGGCGAAGGAAUCGACGCCGGCGUCGCUGGGUAUCCUCCUCCUCCUCUUGCUGUAAGCGAAGCCGGUCAGCGAGAUCAUGAAGGGGGCCAGCGGGAAGUUCUGCCAUUGACACCUUUGUCUCCACGUGUCGGUCUGGAUCUCAACCUAGGUUGCGACGAUGACGCGGCUGUUGUGGAGGACGUCUUCUCCAAGAUCGCUGAUUGCCUCAGCCCUAGGGCUGAUGUUGCCGCCGCCGGAACGUUGGCUGGAGCCGUUCGAAGAGGAAAUGACCCCCGACAGCUGAGACGUGCUACCUCCACCCUACACGAUAUGACCAAGUCAAAGAUUCUGCAGAAUCUGUUAGUGCGUGACCAAGUGGAGGAAACUUUUGACAGUUUUCCUUAUUACGUCGGUGAGGACACGAAAGAGGCGCUUAUUACGUCCUCAUUCAUUCACUUAAAGAGAGCGAGUUUGUCGGAGUGUAUCAAUCUCAAGGACUUUCGAGCUAGCAGCAGCACUAUUCUGUUGUGUGGGCCUGCAGAGUCGAUCGUUUACAUGCAGAAGUUGGCGAAGGCCGUCGCGAAUCACUAUGGUGCCAAUUUCCUCUACGUGGACACAAGCACACUUCUACCAAGCUCGCAGGCUUAUUCGCGAAGCUCCACGAGAAUGCGGCGGACGUCGUUCCCCUCUGGUUUUGGGAAAAGAGGAGGAGAUGCUGUGAGUGGGGAGGAAAGAGGAAGAGGUGUAUCCUCCUCCGCUUCGUCAGUCAAUCUACUAUCGGCAGGAACAGAAGCGUCAGCAGCUGGAAAUGAAGCGGCAGGAGAAGAAACAAAGCCAAAGCCUCGUGGAAUGCACAGACGGUGUAGAUCAGAGGCAGUCUUGGUGGGAAAGGAAAAUCGACAUCCAGCAUCAGUCAUGGAACUGGAGGACUGGGACAUCGAAAGCUUAACAGCAAGCGGUUUGUUGAUGGAUGAGCGGGCUCAGCGGCGGAUCAUUAUUGAAGCGUUGUUUGAGGUUCUGGAGAUGCCAAUGAACUUCGGAGAACCUACGGUGGUGCUCAUCCGGGACCCUGGCGAUGCUCUUUUCAAUGAUGUUAGCAGUUGCCUGUUCUUCAAGGAUAAGGUGGAGAGGCAUGAAGGGCCAAGUGUAUUCUUCAAAACUGCAACAGAGACACAAAGCAAUUCAAAGCGGCAAAAGCUGCAGGACGUGGAAGGUGCCUCUGGAACACAGAAGGAGGAAGCUUGUGAAGAUUUUGACAAAUUGGCUAAACUCGUUUUCCCGAAGAAGAUUGCAAUCCAGCCACCUAAGGAGCCUGAAAAGAUGUCAGAGUGGAGGAAACAACUGGAUGCGGACAUAAAAUGCACUCUCAUCGAGGACAACAAAAACUUCCUGGCAGCGUUUCUUCAAGAGAAUGGUGUUAUAUGCCAAGACGUGGGGAAGUUGUCAAUGACUGAUAUACCGCUAACACAAAAAGAUGCAGAAGAGAUUGUUGGGUGGGCAGUAACCAGCUAUUUAAUGCACACAGCAGUACCUGAUCACCAUGACGGAAGACUCGUGCUACCUUUCGAGCGGCUGGAAUGUGGGUUGAAGCGAUUUCUAGCUCGUCGCCGCGAGAACGAUGGCGCAGAAGCGGCUCUGAGGAAAUCUGAAGUCUCAGAGAAGACAAGUACGGCAAAGAAGAGCACAGACCCAGCAACAGAGAAGCGCACUGAAGCGGAGUCAGCCAAAGCACGGCAGGGUCCAUCCUCCACCUCUAGUGGCGAACGCACGUUGGACACUGCAAAGCCGUCCUCGGAACCUGAGAAGAAGAAGACCGCUACGACGGCCACCUCGACUACCCCGGCUGCCUCGACAGAGCCAGCAAAGAAACCUGUUACAGCUGCUCCUAAGGAGCCGGAGCCAGCGGCAGACAAUGAAUUUGAGAAGAAGAUAAGGUCUGAAAUGAUCGCGCCUGGGCGAGUAGGUGUGUCCUUCGAUGACAUCGGUGCGUUGGACAAAGUAAAGCAAACACUGCGAGAGCUCGUGAUGCUCCCACUCAAGCGACCUGAAAUUUUCAGCCGGGGGAAGCUCAUGAAGCCAUGCAAAGGUAUUCUCCUGUUCGGUCCGCCAGGUACUGGGAAGACUAUGCUGGCCAAAGCCGUUGCAACUGAAGCGGGUGCAAGCUUCCUGAAUGUCUCCAUGUCUACCAUCACAUCGAAGUGGUUUGGCGAGGAUGAGAAGAAUGUCCGAGCCCUCUUCACCUUGGCUGCCAAGGUCGCACCAACUAUAGUCUUCAUCGAUGAGGUGGAUAGCAUGUUGGGAAGGAGGACGCGUGUUGGGGAGCACGAAGCAAUGCGAAAGAUUAAGAAUGAGUUCAUGAGUCAUUGGGACGGACUUACCUCGCAAGAGGAUGUGCGGGUGCUCAUUCUUGCAGCAACAAACAGGCCCUUCGAUCUAGACGAUGCCAUCAUUCGACGCUUCCAGAGAAGGAAGGGUGGGAGAAAGAGGGAGGAUGAAGAAGGAGAAGCAUGUUUGGGCCGAUCGAAACAAAGGAGGCAGCAUGAGGAGCAGCGAGGACGAGGAGGAACAACGAAAAAGAGGAGCAGCGAGGGGACGAUGAGAAUGGAGGAAAGAGGAAUAUGGAACAAAAGGAGAAAGAGGGAUGAAAGGGAGGAGGACAAUAAUCAUGGCAGACGGCGAGAAUUCAUGGAGGGGGGGAGAGGAUGUAGGGAGGAGGUUUCCAAGGGGAGGAGGACAUCGCACAAGGGGGAGGAGGAGGUUGGGACGAGGGGGAUGAGGAGGUCGCACAAGGAGGAGGACGUUGUGCGAGGGGGAAGCGGACGUCUUGACAAGGAGGAGGAGGUUGGAGGAGAGGUGGGAGGAGGUCAUGCAAGGGGGAAGCAGACAUCCCGACGAGGAGGAGGAGGAGGAGGUGCGAGGGGGAUGAGGAGGUGGGUGGAGGACGCGUGAGGGGGAGGAGGUUGCACAAGGAUUAGGAGGACGUUGUGUGAGGGGGGGAAAGAUCGAGCAAGGGAGAGG
This is a messenger RNA of Chara braunii, 3887 nucleotides long. The record is from the annotation of a GenBank genome assembly. Lineage: Eukaryota; Viridiplantae; Streptophyta; Charophyceae; Charales; Characeae.